AUGCGUUUCUCUCUCUUUGCCCUUGCACUUAUUCCAGUUGCCUUUGCUCAUGAUGGCGAGGAUCACGGUUCAUCGGCCUCUGCAGACCAUGCUCACGAUGACGAACACUCGCAUGCCAUGACUGGCAGCGACUCCAUCAUGGUGAUGGGCUCAUCUACCAUGGUAAUGGGCACAUCCUCCAUGGUGAUGGGCACAUCCACAUCCGAGGCAGCCUCGUCCAGUGCCUCGUCUGUUGCAUCAGCUUCAGCUUCAGCUUCUGGUUCUACGUCAACCGCUUCCUCGGCUGCAUCGUCUGCAGCAGCUUCCUCUUCUGGCUCCUCUUCUGCAGCCACGUCCUCUAAUGGUGCCAACUUGGCCAAUGCUGGUGCUGGUGCUUUCGUGGUGGGACUUGUAGGUCUUUUGUUGUAA
Molecule: messenger RNA, 408 nt
Organism: Sungouiella intermedia
Lineage: Eukaryota; Fungi; Ascomycota; Pichiomycetes; Serinales; Metschnikowiaceae
Source: the annotation of a GenBank genome assembly